Messenger RNA from Acyrthosiphon pisum (pea aphid), 1003 nucleotides. RefSeq names its product Late endosomal/lysosomal adaptor, MAPK and MTOR activator 4 (gene Lamtor4). Gene Ontology annotation, biological process: cellular response to amino acid stimulus; positive regulation of TOR signaling. The coding region runs from base 421 to 717 and encodes 98 amino acids. Gene Ontology annotation, cellular component: lysosome; Ragulator complex. Gene Ontology annotation, molecular function: guanyl-nucleotide exchange factor activity. The transcript is spliced from 3 exons. The record is from RefSeq and is a predicted model, not a curated record. Lineage: Eukaryota; Metazoa; Arthropoda; Insecta; Hemiptera; Aphididae.
GGUUUUAAAAAAAAUGCUUUAAAGCUGGUUACAAAUUACAGAUGCAAUUUAUGUGGUUAAAAAUGGCUCCAAUAUAAAAUAACCUAAGCGAAAAAAUUGAAAAAUAUCUACUUCGCCAGCUACAUUUUGAUUGUACAUUCCCAGUGACCCGGUAUCCCAACAUAAUAUUAUGAAUUUUGUAUUUUUUUUUUUUGUAAAUAUUUAGUAUGUUUUGAAUGAAUUUGUAUGACCAUUUUCUAAAUUCGUACGCUUUUAUUCCAUGUUUUUCGGAGGUUUGGACUUCAAAUCAUGAGUAAACAUGACCGCAAUCAGCUGAUCGAGUUUCGCUUCAAUAUUGUUCUAUGAUAAUAGGUACCUACUUCAAAUAAACUGAAAGGAUUUGGAUUAAAGUUUACAGAGUAUACACAACAAUUAAGAAAGAUGGAGAGGAUUCCAGAGCAAAUGGGUUAUUUGAUCAUGACGAUGGAUGGGGCUGUGAUUUCCUCCGGUGGUGAUUUAGAGAAUAAUGAAAAAAUUGCAGACAUCAUAUCAAAAACAAUAAGCACAAGUAAAAGCUUAUAUGUGCCCGACGAACAAUUCCAGAAUAUGUCAAUUUUGUUUCAACAUUAUCAUUAUUCUGUUUGUGUGUCAAAUAAGAAAAUCCAUGUUUCCAAAAUUAGACAUGAUCCCAACACAUUAGAAAACGAUGAAGUCAGAGUGGUUACCGAAAGUUCUUGAUUGGAAAAAACUAGUAUUUUUUUUUUUAUAUUCUAAAGUACAAGAUACAAAUAUUUAGGCUAUGUAAAUAUUACUAUUAUAUAAGUACUAAAUACCAUUUGAUAUACAAUGUUAAUGAUUUUUCAAAUGUAUUAAACGUAUUAUGAUAUUUAUACUUUUGUUCACAUUACUAUUAAAACAGUUUAUGUUAAAUCAUUAAAGAUGCACCUAAGCCGUAAAUUGUUAUUAAAAUAUCUUCAUUUAAGAUAAAUAAAACUUGGUUACAACCUACAUUCCACUAACCAAA